Molecule: messenger RNA, 2643 nt
Organism: Mycotypha africana
Lineage: Eukaryota; Fungi; Mucoromycota; Mucoromycetes; Mucorales; Mycotyphaceae
Exons: 9
Coding region: 1-2643 (880 amino acids)
Biological process (GO): protein deubiquitination
Molecular function (GO): cysteine-type deubiquitinase activity
Source: RefSeq, a predicted model, not a curated record
AUGUCUCUUCCCCAAGUUACUGAACACUCAAACUAUACCAACGAUAACAACACUAUAACACAUCAAUUACUGCCAACUCCCAUUUCCGAAUUACGCACGAAGGCGUACAUCAACAUUGCCGAAACCGAAGUUUAUGGAGUUAAGCGAUGGCUGAAUUCUGUUACCAAACUGUACGCGCAGUGUACUAGUAUUAUGGUAGAGGUAGUAAGGCUACACUCUGGAUACAAGGACAUAUGUAAUGAUCCCAUUUAUUUGAGUUUGAAAAAGAGGACAGACAAUGACAUUUUUGCGAUAUUGGAAUAUUUGGCUUUAACUAUAGAAGCUCACUAUUCUCAAUACCAACAACAGCUGUAUCAAAGCUCAAGGAGGAAUAGUAAUAAUCCUUACUAUUCAACGUUAAACUAUCAAGAAUCUUUAAGCAAAUUGUUUAAGCAACACAAGACUCCACCGUCAGCUGAAAUGGAAUACCACACUGCCUCGAACAAUGCUGUUUUGACUGAGAUAGCACGAAAUACUGAGAACAAUCGAGAAGCAUUUAAGCAUCAACUGACUUUGAACAACCUACCUCAUUGGACAAGCAAUCCAUUGUUACAACCGUCAACGAUACAACCGUAUGAACUGGCACGCUGUAUAACCACAAAAACACUUUCACAAAGCAUCUUGAUUAUUGACAUACGACCAAGAAACAUUUUCACUGUAGGCUGUAUAAAGCAUCAAUGGAUAAUCCAAAUUGAGCCUACCGUUCUUUUGAAGCAACAAAAGAGUCCUGCGCUUGUGGAUUAUAUCCAGGCAUCUUUAGCAAGCCAUCCGCAGCCCGAACUUACAUUGUUUGCAGAAAGAUGCAGAUUUGAUGUGAUAGUUUUCUACGAUGAAAGCUCAGGACAACAACAAAAUGCCGAGCCUACUGCCACUGCUAUCACAGAAGAGGCAACUAUUUUAAGAAGAGCCUUGGAAAAAGAAUCAUUCAUAGACAAUAUUAGGAGGCCGCCUGUCAUGUUGGCUGGCGGGUUCAAUGCUUGGCAUUCAAUAAUAGGAGAAAGAGGCAUUUAUCGAUUUCCUAAAGGAGGAGAUAGGGACGAACAGCUUAAGGAACAGUAUUCAAAUUCUACGCAGACGCAUCCUCUAAAAUCCGCUGUUGCUGCUGCAAUGCCACCAUUCAAAGCAAUCGAACAGUCAUCAAUAACACAGCCGCAGUGGCAGCAAAAUGGACAGGAAACUUUCAUUCAUAACAAACCCUUCCAUAAACCAGCCAUAACAGCAGCAGCAUUAACAUCUGAACAGAAACCAAUUCCUCAGUUGAAUGCUAAUGGCAAUUUUACUAAAUACAGCAGCAGUGAUAGUGAUCGUAGUAACAAUAGCAUCCAUACCCAUCCCAGCUCAUACAGGACAGCUUCUUCAACAUUUUGUCUACAACAGCAACAAAGACCUUCAUCCGCUGAACCAACUGUUUCUAUAAGCAAACCAUCAGCUCUUGCAGAAUUUCAUCAACACUCAUCUACCAAUAAUUCACAUACUAUUACCGCUUCUUCUAGCUCUCCUACUAGUCAAUUCCGCCUUGGUGUAUCCAUAAUACAAACAAAUGGUAAAACGGGCUUAAAAAAUUUGGGUAAUACCUGCUAUAUGAAUUCCAUAAUUCAGUGCCUAAGUGGGACCAUACCACUUGCUCGAUUCUUGAUUUCUGGAGAAUACAAGCAACAUUUGAAUCGUAAGAAUAAGGCGGGAACAGGAGGUGCAUUAGCAGAAAGUCUCGCAAGGUUAUUACGUGUUAUGUGGAGCGAAAGUUACAAUUGUGUUUCACCUUUGACAUUUCGGGAAGUCUUAGUUCGCUUCGCCCCUCAAUUCUCAGGUGCCGAUCAUCAGGAUUCUCAAGAGUUUCUAAUGUUUCUAUUGGAUGGAUUGCAUGAGGAUUUGAAUCAAAACAAUACUAUUGGAGUGAAAGUAGAAGAAGCGUCGUACGAUAAUCAUAUUAGUAACGGUAGAACCCAUACACGAUCACAAGAUGAAGCGACAGCAGCAAGUCUAGCCUGGGAUAAAUAUCUAUAUACAAGUAAUAGUAUCAUUGUUAAUUUGUUUCAAGGACAAUACAAAAGCAAACUUACUUGUGUAUCUUGCAGAUAUACAUCUACUACAUACAAUGCUUUUAUGUCAUUAUCACUCCCUAUACCUACAAAGAAACUUAGAUUAUCCAGCAUUACACUGCAGCAAUGCCUUGAUUACUUUGUUAAAGAAGAGACUUUGGAUAAAGGAGAUGCUUGGAAAUGCCCAAAGUGCGCUAAAAAACGAAAAGCAUUAAAGAGAAUUAGUUUGACUAGAUUACCAGAAAUUCUUCUGAUUCAUUUAAAGCGAUUUUCAGCUACUGGGCCUUUCAGAGAAAAGAUUGACAGUAUGGUAAAGUUUCCCACGAGAAACCUGGAUUUGUCAGGUUAUAUGUCUCCAACAUAUAGUGCAGAUCAAAAACAAAAUCUGCAGGCCUUUAUUUACGAUCUUUACGCUGUCUCUAACCACUAUGGGACACUGUUAGGCGGGCAUUAUACGGCAUCCAUUAGAGAAGGAUUAAAGGACAAGUGGCACCAUUUUGAUGACACCAAAUUUUCUGUCUGUGAUGAAACGAAAGUUAUUGUAAAAAUAUUUUACAACGGUUGA